This is a messenger RNA of Tricharina praecox, 1427 nucleotides long. RefSeq names its product Fcf1-domain-containing protein. Gene Ontology annotation, molecular function: small ribosomal subunit rRNA binding. The coding region runs from base 92 to 1015 and encodes 307 amino acids. The record is from RefSeq and is a predicted model, not a curated record. Gene Ontology annotation, cellular component: nucleolus; small-subunit processome. NCBI's taxonomy places the organism in Eukaryota, Fungi, Ascomycota, Pezizomycetes, Pezizales, Pyronemataceae. The transcript is spliced from 3 exons.
CCCACGUCGAGAAGCAAAAAACCGAGCACACGACUCCCCCCGCCACCACCACAACCACAACCACUACUACGACCACAGUACUGCCGCAGCCAUGCGUGGGAAACGUUCGAAGGCCUACAAAAAACUGAUGGGCGCGUACCAUCAGACAUUCGGCUUCCGCGAGCCCUACCAAGUUCUGCUGGACACAGAGAUGCUUACGGAAGCGACGAAAUGCGCGAUGGAGGUAGCGGCGGCUUUGGAGCGCACACUGCGGGGCAAAGUGAAGCCGAUGAUAACGCAAUGCACGAUCCGGCACCUAUACCAGCUUCCGGCCGAGCACCCUGCCAAGGACCGCCUCAUCGGUAUCGCCAAAUCCUUCGAGCGGCGAAAAUGCAACCACCACGAGCUGGAAUCGCCACUGCCGGAGAAAGAGUGUUUCGCGAGCGUCGUGCUCAAGAACGGCGUGAACAAGCACCGCUACGUUGUCGCGUUCCAGGCGCGCGACGUGCGCGCGCUCGUCAAGGACGUUCCCGGCGUCCCCUCCAUUGUCAUCAAUCGCAGCGUUAUGCUCCUUGAGCCCAUGAACGACGCGAGUAAGUUCAAGCGCGACGGGAUGGAGAGGGAGAAGUUUCUGCAGGGCAUUGUGGAGGCGAGGGCGGCUGAUAAGGUCCUGAAGAAGCGGAAACGGGAGGAGGAUGGGGAGGUGGAGGGCGAGGGCGCCGACGGUGAGGUCAAGGAGAAGAAGAAGAAGAAGAAGCGUGGGCCGAAGGGGCCGAAUCCGUUGAGCGUAAAGAAGAAGGUGGCGCCGCCGAAGCCUGUGGCGAAGGCGGAGAAGCCGGCUGCUAAACCGACGGAAAGCAUUGAGACCACUACGGAUGUGAAGGAGAGCGCCGAGGCAAGUACAGCAGAUGGACAGGUCAAGAAGAAGCGGAAAAGGAAACACGGAAAAGCGGCGGGAGGAGAUGGUGGUCAGCCAGCGCCGCCGCCAGCGACACCCGCUGCUGCUCCAGUGGUCGUGCUGGUCGCAGACGAUUAGAGGCGGGGCGAAAAAUGUGCAGUAAUAAUAACAAGCAGCCAAGAAUCUCGUGGUCGUCGAGUGAUACCCAUGAUCUGAGCUUGUGCUCCUUUCCCUACCUAGUACCACCUGCAUUGCUUUCACUUCUGUUCUAAUAUGGGGGGUUUCAAUAUCGAAACCAUGUUUUCGGGCCUAAACCAUCGUAUUACAUUUUUGUUUUCGUUGUUAGUACUAAGUGACGAGCUGUGUUGUGGAUAUCGUCAAGGGUCUUGAACUUCAGUCCUUUGUGUAGCUCUCUUUGUAUGUUGAACUCUUGGAAACCUCAACAAUAGAACCACCUACUCUACUCAUGAACUACCGUGCCAUCAACAGCUCUGAAGCUACCUACGAGCUCCGGAUUAGUUUCCAAGAACCACCCACACUGGCAGGUAAU